Molecule: messenger RNA, 813 nt
Organism: Musca domestica (house fly)
Lineage: Eukaryota; Metazoa; Arthropoda; Insecta; Diptera; Muscidae
Gene: PGRP-SB1
Product: peptidoglycan-recognition protein SB1
Exons: 3
Coding region: 118-567 (149 amino acids)
Biological process (GO): innate immune response; peptidoglycan catabolic process
Molecular function (GO): zinc ion binding; peptidoglycan binding; N-acetylmuramoyl-L-alanine amidase activity
Source: RefSeq, a predicted model, not a curated record
ACCAAAAGAUCAUUAAAAAUCUGCUGUUAUAAAAAGCUUCCCCUCGGUUUAAUUGACGCACACACAAUAACUACAUCUAAAAGCGUAGACAACACAUCAUUCAACGAGAAGAUCACGAUGAAUGUAGCUCUAAUAAAAUUCUUAUCUUUGCUGACACUGGCUAUAUGCCAUUGCGAUGCCAUUAAUAUAAAACCACGCAGCAGCUGGGGAGCUGUGGCAGCACGUUCUCCAGCUCGAAUCAAUGGUGCUGUGGACUAUGUUAUUAUUCAUCAUUCCGACAAUCCAAAUGGAUGUAAUACGGAAACAUCCUGCCAACGUCUGAUUAAAAAUAUUCAGAGCGACCACAAGGGCCGUCGUAACUUCAGCGACAUUGGCUACAACUUUAUUAUAGGCGGCGAUGGAAAUGUAUACGAAGGCAGAGGAUGGGGAUACCAAGGCUCGCAUGCGCCAAAGUACAAUCGCAACAGCAUUGGCAUUGUCUUCCUGGGCAACUUUGAAAGCAAUAAACCAUCGGAAAAUAUGUUGCAAAAUGCCAAAGACUUGAUAGCUGAGGCCGUAAGUGGUUGAUACUUAAAAGAAAAUUAUACUUUAUUGGGACAUCGUCAAACCAAAGCAACGUCAUGUCCUGGUACAGCACUGUAUAAUGAAAUAAAAACCUGGCCUCAUUGGAAAAACAUUUAGGCCCUAGUGAGAACAUAAUGAAUUCUAUUAAAAGUAACAAAUGGAUUAGGCUAGAAAGUGAUAUAUAAUGCCAUAUUUAUGCUAUUGCUAAAAUAUUAUUAAAAAAAAAAAACAAAAAAAACAAAAUAAAAA